Messenger RNA from Notodromas monacha, 437 nucleotides. The record is from the annotation of a GenBank genome assembly. NCBI's taxonomy places the organism in Eukaryota, Metazoa, Arthropoda, Ostracoda, Podocopida, Cyprididae.
UGGAUCUUUUCAGGAACUACAAACCUCCAAACAUGAUGCUGGGAUAUCCUCUGGACACAAAAUACUUCAGACCUCCAAAUGACCCAGAUUCUGAGUACAUGUGGUUUGCAGCCCAAGCAUCAGCAGCUGCUCCAACAUAUUUCAAGGCUCAAGGAGUGUACUGUGAUGGUGGUUUGGUAGCCAAUAACCCCACAUUGGAUCUCUUGACUGAACUAUGGGAAUUCAAUAUCGCACUGAGAGGUUCUAAUAACCCCAAACAUAGGAUCUUAAGGCCAACAUUGGUUGUUUCUCUGGGCACUGGUUUGAACAUCAUGGAACAGCACAUGGAUAACAUGGAUAUUGAAUUCCCUGAUAGUGUUGGAGCCCUGAUCAGGACAGUAAACAACCUAAAAACGCUGUUGAAGCAUGUAGUGGAGCUUAGCACUUGCACAGAUUUC